UGCACCCCGACACGGCGAUACCAGCAGCGCGCGAGAGCCGACUCUCGGUGCGAUUCCCACGGGCCUAACAGACCGACCAACGGCUGACGUUCGCCCGUGGACUUGUGAUGUGGCCCCUCAGUGCGGCGGUUAAAAGCACAAUAAAGGCACCAGUUGCGGAACAUGGCCGCGCGAUGACGCUUGAAUCUAUACUUGAAUCUCUAGCAGGAUUUUUACGAGACUCGCUCGACUUCCGUCUCGAAACCACCGUGCAGGUUCUACAUGGCUUGCAGCGAGUUUCCUUGGCAUGGUGGUUACUAGAAAUGAGGAUAUAGAGAAUGUCAUUAAUGUGUGUCUCAAUAGCAGCGAGUUUACCGGGAUGCAGAUGGUAGCGCCCUCUGGUCGUGUUGCCGCUAGCGCCAGCAGGUGAAGCACGACUGGGGAGCGCAGCUUGCCUUCUGAACAUCACAACUGCGCGUGCUUCAGCUACUUGAUCCUCCGGAUGAGCGCCGCCGCGGCAGACGCUACGGGGACUCGUCACGCUUCACCAUGGAGGCUACCAGUGGACAAGAUGCAUUAUUCAGGGACGCCUGGCUUGCACCAAGGCCGAUCGCAGACGGAUCCUACCUGGGAACGCUAACCGGUGGCGCUGACGCUAACAAGACUGGCAGUCACGUGGCCAGCAGUAGCGGAACUGGGAGCAGAACCACGCUAUCGCUCGUUGUUGCUGAGCAGCCGGAAUGCUCAGUUGCGACCUCAUCUCUGGCGGUCGAGCCAUACCCGUGCGCGACGGGUUCCAGAACUCCCACGCCUUCAGUGGCGGGGCUUGGCGCAGGCGAUCGAUCUCGGCCACUGACCAAGCCUCCGUACUCGUACGUUGCUCUCAUAGACAUGGUCCUAAAGGAAGCACCGGACGGAAAGCUUACGCUGAGCGAUAUCUACAAAGCCAUCAUGGCCCGGUUUCCAUAUUUCAAGAAGGAACAACGCGGAUGGCAGAACUCUAUUCGUCACAACCUGAGCCUGAACGAAUGCUUCGUUAAGGUGGCUCGCGAGGACACGUCGGAAGCCAAAGGCAAUUAUUGGUGCCUGCACCCUGCGUACAAGGACAUGUUCAAGGACGGCAACUACCACCGGCGCCGGCGCAUGAACCGGUGCCCGAGGCCCGCCGCCCUGCUCGCCGGGGUGCCGCCGCCGGUGGCCGCCAGGGGGCCCCACCAGCUGCCGGGCGCUUUUGCGCCCGUGCGGCCUUCGCAGCCCGACGCGUUCCUCGGCUACCGCGGGCAUCCCCACCACCAGCACGACCUGGGCGUCGCGCAGUCGCAGCUGAGCGCAGAGUACUUUUUCGAGGCCGCACAGAGGGCGACUGGCCUGUGGACUGAGCAGGGGGCCUCCAGUGCCGGCGAACGACAUUACUGAGUAGUUGCAGGACUCGUGGCCACAAAUGACUCAACUACUUUCGCAUAUUAGUAAAAUACCCUCACGUCUCGUACACAGCGGCGUGAGUCGAGGAUCCAAUGGUCCGCCUAUGUACCCUUAUCCCGACCUUAGCCAAUAUUUUGGUCAUGUCUGCUGUGGUGAUUGAUAUUGAGAAUAGCCGUAAAAUAAACUAAAACUCAAACUUC
Molecule: messenger RNA, 1601 nt
Organism: Dermacentor albipictus
Lineage: Eukaryota; Metazoa; Arthropoda; Arachnida; Ixodida; Ixodidae
Product: forkhead box protein L3-like
Biological process (GO): anatomical structure morphogenesis; cell differentiation; regulation of transcription by RNA polymerase II
Molecular function (GO): RNA polymerase II cis-regulatory region sequence-specific DNA binding; DNA-binding transcription factor activity, RNA polymerase II-specific
Source: RefSeq, a predicted model, not a curated record